UUCCAUGUUGAUGACAAAGAUGAGUUUGAGAAGUUUGUCUUUGUUGGAAGUUUGCCGCUCGUCUCAGCAGCACAUUUGCUCCGACGGCUUUUAAAUUGUAUUUUGAAAUUCAUUCAAAUUAAAAAGUCAUAAAUACCCCGGGCGUUAACUCGGAGGAGUACUUUUUAUUUUUGUUUGUUGGACUCUCCCCCCCCACACACAGGCCACCAUGUCCUGGGGCGCCCUGUACGCCCAGCUGGGCGGCGUCAAUAAGCACUCGACCAGCCUGGGCAAGAUCUGGCUGUCGGUGCUGUUCAUCUUCCGCAUCACCAUCCUGGUGCUGGCCGCCGAGAGCGUGUGGGGCGACGAGCAGUCCGACUUCACGUGCAACACGCAGCAGCCGGGCUGCAAGAACGUGUGCUACGACCACUUCUUCCCCGUGUCGCACAUCCGCCUGUGGUGCCUGCAACUCAUCUUCGUGUCCACGCCGGCCCUGCUGGUGGCCAUGCACGUGGCCUACCGCAAGCGCGGCGACAAGCGCACCAUGCUGUCGUCGUCCAACGGCGCCGAGAAGCCCAGCGACGUGGACCUGGAGACGCUCAAGCGCCGGCGGCUCCCCAUCACCGGCACGCUGUGGUGGACGUACACCUGCAGCCUGUUCUUCCGCCUGGUUUUCGAGGGCGGCUUCAUGUACGCGCUCUACUUCAUCUACGACGGCUUCCAGAUGCCGCGGCUGGUCAAGUGCGAGCAAUGGCCCUGCCCCAACAAGGUGGACUGCUUCAUCUCGCGCCCCACCGAAAAGACGGUCUUCACCAUCUUCAUGGUGGCCUCGUCGGCCAUCUGCAUGGUGCUCAACGUGGCCGAGCUGGGCUACCUGGCGGGCAAGGCGCUCAUGCGCUGCGCCGGUCGCCGGCGGAACCGGAAACUGGCGUACAACCGCGAGGAAACGGCCAGGCGGGACGACUCCGGCUUGCAGAACAAGACCAACGAGCUGCUGCUCUCGCCGCCCUCCUCGGACUCGUCCGUACGCAAGACCGUGUGCUGAAGGAGACAGAACGGAACGGCGAGGCCGGCGCGUCUGCUCCAGAUGCUUCUAGAAUUUCGACAACCUCGACGGGUGGUCUCGUUUUCUACGUACGCUCACGACGACCAUUUCCCGUUGUCGCCGCUUUGAAUCGUGUCGGGACACACCUCCGUUCGUCAAUCAGUGCUUGGAUAUUAUCGAUUGUAUGCGUCCCAACGUCACUACUUGACUUGUCGUUUUUUGAUACUCAAGCACGACUGGUUCAGGAAACGUUUACAUUUGGCCACAAAAAAUACAAACCCCAAUUCCAGUGGCGCUGGAAUGUGUUAAGAGAAAUAAAAAGCAGAAUCCGAUGAUGAAAACUCGAUACGCAAGUGACUAAACAAGAUAUUUCAUGUUCAAACUAGUAGUUUUUUGUUCAAUCUGAGUCGGUCGGGGACAAGAUUUAAGAUUUGUAGGAGAUAUUCUUUCCAGUACUUGAUGCACAAGUUCAAUUGCUCAACAGUCUGGGGUCUCCUUUGUCUUAUUUUGCACUUCGUAACGGGCCACAAAAUUUCAACGGGAGGCGGGUCAGGACUACUGGCGGACCAGUUUCCUACUGCAGUGAUUUUCAGACACUUUUUUUUUUUUUUUUACCCAUGAUACCCGUUCCCAACUAACAUGUUCACCUGUGGAAUGUCAAUCAUCAAGUUUGGCAGACUUUUUUUUUUUUUUGUGCCGCAGGGAUUAAAUUUGAAAGAAGAAAAUAUUUGAAGAAAAAAACUUUGAACAUGAAAUUUCUUGUCUUUGUAGUGUAUUAAAUAGAAUAUAGGUUGAAAAGGAUUUGCAAAUAAUUCCGUUUUUGAUUGGAAUUGGGGAUUUGUGUUUUCCACAGCAAAUGUUUGCAAUAUUUGUACAUAAAAGUGCAACAUUUGUGUACCAAAAUGCAGCAAAUGGACAGAUCAAAUUUAAUUUAUAUUGUCCAAAAACUGAUAUUUGUCCAUUAAAGUUAAGUUAUGGCACGGAACGCAAAAGGUUAUGCUGCUCAAACACUGUUGAGAAAAAAGGUCACAAAACAUUUUCCAAUACAUUUUUUUAAAGUGUAACAUUUGCGCACAAAAAUAAGCGAUAGAUGACCGCAAUACAUUUUGCCACGGGGAGAUAUUUGCUUCCAAAAAGACGCACGGGACCACAAAAAUAUCGUACGGCGUACGUCGGUUUGCCAAAGGAACAACUGUGAGUGGUGUUCCUCAGGGAAAACAUUUGGGUCCACUUGUUUUCUACCAAAAUCAAAAAGGAUUGCAAACACUUUUUGUCCUCGGGGGUCCUAAAAGUGGGUUCUGCUCUUUCUAGUUGGAUCCAAAGUAUUUGAACGUCCAUUUUGUACAAGUCUAGCUCCUAUUGUGUAUCAAAUACUGUAAAAGAAUGUACUUCAAAAGACACAACAGGAGCGUGACUGCGAGUGUGAUGUAACUUUUGAUGUUUACUUUUUAUUUAUUAACUCCGGUGUGGUGUUGUGUUAUUUUGUCACAGCUGAGCUGAGUGUUUUUUCUAGACCCCCCCAACCCCCACAUUUACUUACAUGCAUUAAACUUGUUUGUCGCUGCGUUUUUGUGAUAUAAAAAUGGAAGCGUGCUUGACACCCUCAUGUUCGUAACUCUACCUAGCAACUAAAAAUGGAAUAAAUGUCAAACGCUAACUUCAAA
Messenger RNA from Syngnathoides biaculeatus (alligator pipefish), 2688 nucleotides. It is a transcript of the gene gjb8, whose product is annotated as gap junction protein beta 8. NCBI's taxonomy places the organism in Eukaryota, Metazoa, Chordata, Actinopteri, Syngnathiformes, Syngnathidae. The transcript has 2 exons. Gene Ontology annotation, cellular component: connexin complex. Bases 209 to 1024 code for a protein of 271 amino acids. The record is from RefSeq and is a predicted model, not a curated record. Gene Ontology annotation, biological process: cell communication.